Molecule: messenger RNA, 735 nt
Organism: Brassicogethes aeneus
Lineage: Eukaryota; Metazoa; Arthropoda; Insecta; Coleoptera; Nitidulidae
Source: the annotation of a GenBank genome assembly
AUGUUUUUAGUUUUACUCCUUCUUAAUGAACCAACUUGGAAUCUUAACCCACUUAAUACUUACUUGGUGGUUUCAAUUUUAUCCAAUAUUGCAAAAAAAUACGGUACCGCUAUAAUACUUACAAUGGAAAAACCACGUUCAGAUGUAUUUCCGUUUUUAGAGAGAGUACUGUAUUUAAGUCUUGGAGAUGUUGUUUAUACUGGAGGGACUAGAGAAAUGUUACAAUAUUUUAAUGAUAUUAGUUUUCCAUGUCCUAAAUUGGAAAAUCCCCUUAUGUAUUAUCUAUGUUUAUCAACUGUGGAUAGAAGGUCUAGAGAACGAUUUAUUGAAAGUAAUCGUCAAAUUGCAAUAUUGGUGGAACAAUACAAAAAAGAACGUGGUUCUUUAAAUAGCACACUUAAUGAAAGACAAGUAGCAGAUUAUAAUAUCAAAUUUCCUGUAUUAUUAGGUAAACAAUCAGAUUAUCUUCAAACAGGAUGGACAAUAUGCAUAAAUGUAAAAGACACAUCUCAUUUAAUAACAAGAAAUGGACUUAUAAUUAAUAGUUUAAUGGGAACUUACUUUCUAGGAAUAAUAAAUUGUGCAAUAUUAUAUCCAAUAUAUCGAACAAAAUAUUAUCAAGACGCACAAGACGGGUUAUAUGGAUCCACUUUGUUUUUAAUAACCUAUAAUGUUAUAUCUCUUUCAAUUUCAUUUAUAUCAUUUAUAAUUGCAAGUACAAUUUUGUACCCGUAA